AUGGCGGCUGCUCAGACGACCCGAUCGCUCUACAGCUCCCUGGGCUUGACACACCACGUCAGCAAGACGUCCUCGGGGUCCGAAGUCCACAGCUACAUCUCGGAUCUGGGCCCAGAUGUGCCUAUAUUGACCUUGAUCCACGGAUAUCCUCAAUCUGCAUAUGAAUGGCGUCGAGUUGUCCCUGCGCUGAAGGACAGAGUCUCGCUCUUUGUGCCAGAGCUCCCCGGCUACGGCAUCUCAACGCCCAUCAAAGACAAAGACGCCAACACGAAACGGUCCGUCGGCGGUGCUCUGCUCGAAGCACUCUCUUCAGCCUUCGAGACGAACACGAACACGAACACGAGUUCGACUGCUUCUUCCACAGCAGCCGCAGCCGCAGCGCCCCGAAAAGUCAUCCUAGGCGGCCACGACCGCGGCGCACGGAUCUGUCACCGUCUUGCCGUCGACUUUUUGCACCCUUCCGAGGCGUCGUCCGUCUCCAUCUACUCAAAGCUCAAUCUCACCGUGAUCGGCACCGUGCUGCUGGACAUCAUCCCCACGCUCGAGCAAUGGCGCGCCUUCGCGGACCCGGCCAUCUGUCAGGGGUAUUUUCACUGGCCAUUACUCGCCAACGCCGACGUCGCGGUGGACAUGAUCUCCGCGUACGGGGGCGCGAAAUGGUGCCGGGCGGCGCACUUGCGUAUUGGAGGACCCAACCCGUCUUCCAUCGCCCGGAUUUGCGCGGAUAAUGCCCUGGACGUGUACGCCGAGCUCUUCGACGCACCUGACACCUUGUACUACACGGCGCUGGACUAUGCGGCUGGCGCGGCGCCGGAAGCGAACGAGCAAGAAGACGAUCAAAAAGCGGAUAGAAAAGUGGCGGUGCCGAUUCUCGUCAUGUUUUCGACGGCGAGACUCGGAGCGCGCAUUGAUGUCCAGGGCAUCUGGAGGGGGUGGGUGGCGGAGGGCAUCUUGACGGCGCAGGAUUAUGAAGGGUACGGCGUGGGCGAGGGGUAUGGACAUUAUCUGCCGGAAGAGGCGUAUGAGAUUGUGUGUCCGAAGAUUGAAGAGUUUAUCAAGACCGUUUCAAAGAAGAAGGUGGAUUGA
Messenger RNA from Exophiala xenobiotica, 1086 nucleotides. RefSeq lists its product as uncharacterized. The transcript is spliced from 4 exons. Gene Ontology annotation, molecular function: hydrolase activity. Bases 1 to 1086 code for a protein of 361 amino acids. The record is from RefSeq and is a predicted model, not a curated record. NCBI's taxonomy places the organism in Eukaryota, Fungi, Ascomycota, Eurotiomycetes, Chaetothyriales, Herpotrichiellaceae.